AAAUCACAGGGAAUUGGACAUAAUGUGAUCUGAUGCUACCGAGUUCACAACUGGCAUGAGCUGAUCCAACGUUUUGUGCUCGUCUUGAGUAGAGGCACUUAGUAUCCACUACCCAAUGGAAAAUGCGAAGAAACGGAACGUUGAGGAGGAUUCAAGGAAAUCAGUGAAGAGACAGAGAGUAUCAAGAGCAUGCGAUCAAUGCCGAAACGCACGAGAGAAAUGCGAUGGAGGCGCAAAUCCACGAUGUCAAACUUGUGAGGUUUCCAACCGACCAUGCACCUACACGGCCAACCCCAAGAAAAGAGGAAUACAACCCGGAUACAUUCGGUCCUUAGAGCUUUCUCUUGCUUGGAUCUUCGCGGAUGAUCCAAGUAAAGAAGAGGCUUUGCGUGAAGUUAUCCAGACCGAUAUUGGAGUACAGGGUCUAAUAACUGGAAAGGACUCGAAAGGGUCUUGUCGAUUGCACAAGAGAUGGAGAAAGAGUUUGGUACGAAAACGGUUGGAGACGCUCUUGUCAUCCCCGGAGAAUCCUGUCAUUGAUGAGAGAGGUAGCAUUUCAUCCGAAGUGGAAAGUGAAUCAGAGAAUGCUCCUUUUAUCCCGAUAUUGACUCCCGCUUCUCAAGAUCGAAAGACCUCAUUAUUGCAUCACUCAAGGAUUGAUCGAUCAGACGGAAACCAUUUACCGGAGACGGAUUUUCCAACUCGAACAUCAAUCCCUCGAAGGCUUCCAGCCGAUAUUUGGCACCUUUUGGACGUCUACUUUGCUUUCACACACCCGUGGUUCCCAAUUUCCGAGAGGAAGGAGGUCCUAAAAUUGGUCUAUUCCUAUCCUAGUGGCGUUGACUUGAACCACCAUACGGGUUCAGGAGAGCAUGCAGAACUAUGGGCAAUGCUUGCGAUAUCCUCUUUACACAAGCGCUUUCAGUCCCCAUCCUUUUCCGACACCGAUGUCACAUCAUAUUACAGCAUUGCUCAUUCUUUGAUCCCGAAUGAAGAUGGGCCAUUCGAACCUGGCCAUGUCAAGGCGUUGCUUCUACUCGCUUUGAUCAAUAUGGGACAAAACAAAGCUUCACCUGCGCUUGUACUUGUUGGACGUGCGAUUCAGAUUGCACUUCAACUUGGAUUGGACCGGAAUUGUGGCAAAGAUCUCGAUUCUCCCGUCAAGGCUUCACUUCCCACAACUUUCGGCGACCAUAAACGAGCAAAGCAUAUCCUGAUGAGUUGUUUCUUAUUGGAAACCCUUUUGUCCAUCCAACUGGGCAGCAUUCCCCAUCUUCGUCGAGAAGAUCUAUCCCAAUACUCAUUGGUGGCAGAAGAUGGACUGGAAGAACUCGAUCCAUGGGUAGGAGUUGAAGGAUAUGGUCCUGUCACUCCGUCUGGACCUCGCGAGCCAGGGAAAGUACUGAGUACAUUCAAUUCUCUUCUGGUUGUGGCUGGAUAUAUGAACUUUGUAUAUCUUCGACCAGAACUGCGUGCCACUGGAUUUCCGGAGAUUCGCGCGAAACUAGAAGCGCUUCAAGUCCGAUUCCCACUUCGAUCAGAUCUGCAAGGCCGACCUGCAUCUGCUUGGGCACCGCAGGAAUUCGGUAUUCGAAUUGCGCAUGCUUGUUCGAAAACUUUCUUAGGAUACGUCUCCGAGAUUGAUUCUACGGUGUCAACUGGAGACAUGAUCUGUACCAUUCUCAAAGGAGGUGGAAUUAAGUUUCCGGCCAUCGUCCCAUGUCUUUUGAAUAUUAUGAUCAAGUAUCGAUGGACUACCCAGGCGGGUCUUUCUGGGUAUGAGCAACUCUUGGAGCAACUGACAGACCGGUGGCGAAUAUCGUACCCUACCGAUUUCCGCCCGACACCGAUCGACUGGAACCAGAACCUUUCACCACCCAUCCCUCUUUCUCCUCGCUCAACAAUCAUCUCGAAUGCAUCAUGGCAGUCCAUCCCCAUGGACUAUCAGACUGGCAAUGUUCCAGUCUGGCACACCGGAUUUGACCAUCUUCCAUCCAACGAUGGAUGGAGAAGAGCAGAGCCUCCCAAUUCCGAAUCAAUAGAUCUAGAGAACCUAUUUGAUGAAUUCGCAUCUUUAGAUGAUGUGGAUCUCACCAAUCAGCCCAUCUUCAUGCAGAAUCUUGGCCUGGCACCGGGGAUUGAUUUGACUGAAGUGCAGUUGGAUCCCCCACUCACACCAUACGUAUAAGUAUUGCUGAGAACAAUUGUAUAUUACCAUUGAUGAGUUCACAAAUCG
Eremomyces bilateralis CBS 781.70 is the source of this 2236-nucleotide messenger RNA. RefSeq lists its product as uncharacterized. The record is from RefSeq and is a predicted model, not a curated record. Gene Ontology annotation, biological process: positive regulation of transcription by RNA polymerase II; DNA-templated transcription. NCBI's taxonomy places the organism in Eukaryota, Fungi, Ascomycota, Dothideomycetes, Eremomycetales, Eremomycetaceae. The transcript has a single exon. Gene Ontology annotation, molecular function: zinc ion binding; DNA-binding transcription factor activity, RNA polymerase II-specific; DNA binding. The coding region runs from base 116 to 2188 and encodes 690 amino acids.